GCCGCGGGCGACGGCGCGACGCUUCGGCUCCUCGAGCGCGUCGUCGCGGAGACGGAGGUGAAGAAGUCCAAGUUCGUCGCCAUCGCGGCGCCGGUGGACUCGCCGUCGCGAGCGAUGGCGUUCGUGGAAUCCAACGGCGACCCGAAGGCGUCGCACAACUGCUUCGCGUACAAGAUCGGUCAGAGCACGCGGAGCAGCGACGACGGCGAGCCGGGAGGGACCGCGGGGUUGCCGAUGCUGAGCGCGAUCGAGGGCAGCGGCUUCGACAACGUCGCCGUGCUCGUGACGCGGUAUUACGGCGGGACCCAACUCGGCGCGGGAGGAUUGGUGCGAGCGUACGGAGGCGCGGCUGCGAAAGCGUUGGAAGGCGCGCCGUCGAAGGUGACGUACCCCGUCGUCGACGCGCUCAUCGACUCGCCGGCGUUCGAUGACUUGGGGGGAAUAUACAGCAGCAUG
Molecule: messenger RNA, 456 nt
Organism: Micromonas pusilla CCMP1545
Lineage: Eukaryota; Viridiplantae; Chlorophyta; Mamiellophyceae; Mamiellales; Mamiellaceae
Exons: 1
Biological process (GO): regulation of translational initiation
Cellular component (GO): cytoplasm
Source: RefSeq, a predicted model, not a curated record